AUGCAGGAUAUCUCCCAUGAACAAUACACUCUACAAAUAAAGUUUCUAAAAGCUUUGGACCUAUUCUGCAUUUUUAAAUUCAUUAUCACAAAUGAUUUAAGGAUACACGAAGAAGAAACGUACAAUCUGUUAGUGAAACUUGUCAACUCAUACUCAGUUAUUAGUAUUAAAAGAUCCUCAAAGGAUAUUUUUUCUGAAACAGAAAAAAUAUACAAGAAAUACUUUUACAGCAAUGGGGAAGGGACAAAUACAACUACUGGAAUGGGUUCUGCAUCUGAACCUAUUGUAGACACAGAACAAGCUCAUCGAAAUAUCAGAAAUGGAAUUAACAACACAUACAAAAUGGGCAUGGAAAAAGAAAUUCUUACCAAUGAUUCUCUUUUUUCAAAACGUCUAAGUAACAAACAAUUAUUCCAAUUUUUCAAAUUUCCAAAAAAUAAAAAAGUAGGAGAUUACGUAAACAAAUGCUGUGUUAAUGAACUUAUAAACGAACCAUUAAAUAUAAAUGUAGGAUUUGUUAAAUUUGAUAAAAAGAAAAGAAAAAGCAAAAAAAGAAAGAGAUCAAAAAAUGGGACAAUAUAUAUGCCAACAAAUCUAUGUAAAUAUAAUAGUGAUUCUGGUAUUAACAAUAUUCGAUUAAAAAAUUCUUGCAGUUGUUGUUAUGAAUCUAAAGAAAAUUACAAAAACUUAACAAAUAAUUUUAAAAAAAAAUUUAACGAAACGGACCUAUCCCUUUCAGAUUCCUCAGAAUUAUUUGCAAAUUUAAAAAAUUCAUUUGUUAAACCAAAUAACACUGCCUAUUUCGAUCUCAAUAAUACCAAUUGCAGCAACUCUGAAGAUGAAUCUGAUUAUAAUUAUUACAGUGAAAAUACAAAUAGGGAAGAUCUUACUAAUGAAACGCGUGAAAAUAAAAAUAUUAAACUUAAGAAUAAGUACCUUUCAGUCAAGCUUUCUCUUUAUAAUUCUCGUCUAUGCAACAAAGGCGGAAAGGAACGCACCGGCAGCAUAACCAGCAACGAAAGCACCGACAUCAUCUCAAAUACAGAGAACACACCUAAUGUGCUUAACACUUCCAACAAGACUAACAUUUUAGACAUCCCCAACAAGACUAACAUUUUAGACAUCCCCAACAAGACUAACAGUUCAGAUAUCCCCAACAAGACUAACAUUUCAGACAUCUCCAACAAGACUAACAUUUCAGACAUCUCCAACAAUUCGAACGUACCAUUUGAUGAAACGUCCUUGUGCCUCAACCACUUCUACGAAAUACAUAACAUCCUAAACAGAGACCCGAAUGGACUGAGAAAAAUUAAAAUAAUGUUGAAAAAAGAUAUUGGAACUAUUAGCAUUUCCCCAUUUUACAUAAACUUUGAUUGGACGAGGAUAUUCAAAAAUGUCUGUCGGGCCUUUAACUUCACUAAUUUUGAUUACAAGAAACAAGGUGUAUACCAAAUUAUUAACUCCUGUUUUAGUACCCCCAAGUCUAAACAUAUUUUAAAAAAUAUAUUUCUAGAUGACCUGUAUGAGCAACAAGAAAUAUAUGAAAAUGAACUCAAUUGCAAAAAAAAUUUACGAAAAAAAAAUUUACUCAAAAUGAGGAAUAAAGAAAAUAUUUUAGAAAUACUUGAUGAUGAAAAAAGAAUUAAUGUAUUAUACUUUAUUAACCGUUUUUUAUACUCUCAAAAAACUCCUCUCUCUAGUUUGUUUACAAAUUAUUAUACAGCUACCAAUUCCAAGCAUAAUGAGGAAAAAAUGGAACACCAAGAAGAAAAGCAGAAAUGGAAGAAGCAAGAUCAGAGAAGUUCUGUAACUCAUGAUGAUGACUCCCCUUUUGACGAACUAACUGUAGAUUAUUUACUUUUUUUAAUGAUUUUUGAAAAAAAAAUGGAUGAAGAAUUUCAUAAAUAUCUUAUUCGUAAAAUUGAUGCAUGUAAAGCCUACUUGUCUCCUUAUAGUCAAAACAUAAAUACCACCACCUUCACAUCUUUGUCAACUCUUCAUUCCAAAUAUAGUUAUCAUCCAUCCAAUCAUAAGGUUAAUGCCGAAAGCACCAUUUCUCACUUACAUACACAUAGCGAAAAGAAACAAAUAAAUGAUUCGAUUGAAGUUAUCCAAAAUCAUUUUGAGGUGUUCAAAAAGGAGGAAAUUCUACUGGAAGCAGAUGAAGGAGAAGAAAGAAAAAGAAAUCUCGUUCACAAGAACCUCCUUGAUGGAAGAAACAAAAUGGAAACUGCAUUAAGCACAGAUAGGAGGCAUUCUUCCUACUCCUCUACCAGCAUCAAUUCAGAAACAAACGAAAGCGUGACAAACAACACACACAGUACAUACAACAUGAGCAUGUCGAUGAACACCCUCACAUCUUAUAACUCCAAUGACUUAUCAUGUAGUGAAACGUUCAUGAUAAAUGGACAUUCCACAAACGAGAAUAAUAGAGAUGAUAACAUAUUCUUGUAUCCUUCCAGCGACGUUAAUAUCCAAUCGACGUGGAUUAAUGGGAAACAAAAUAGAGAUCUUGCGAAAGAAAAAAGCGAAGAAAUGAGUGAUUGCACGAAGAGCACUGUAAGAGAUGGUUAUGAAGAAAUGGAAAAUGAAAUAGAAGAUAGGGAAGAUAGAGAAGAAAGGGAAGAUAGGGAAGAUAGGGAAGAUAGGGAAGAUAGGGAAGAUAGGGAAGAUAGGGAAGAUAGAGAAGAUAGAAAAGAUAGAGAAGAUAGAGAAGACAGAGAAGACAGAGAAGAUGGAGAACAAAAUUCUUUUCAAGAUUUAAAAAAAUGCAAUCCGUCUUCCGAGCUAGAAUUGAAAUAUAAAAAUAAAUCAGAAUAUAAAUCUAGCAUAGAAAACGAAAUAACAUUGCUAAAAUGCAUAAGACCCUUUCCAACGGUUUAUUGGUUAAUAAAUAAAAAUAUGUGUGGAUAUAUUUCACAUUUAGAAAAAAUGAACAUAAUAAAAAAUAUUGAAUAUUUUGUUAAUAGUCAGAAGGAAGAAUUUCAUUUACUCAGAUAUUAUUUAAUACAUGAUCAUUUGAAAUAUAUUAUUAUCCGUUUAAGACAUAUUAACAAAAGAAUACUUUGUUUUUUUUAUAAUAUAUUUUUAAAUAGCCAUAAUUUUAAGGAGCAGUUCAAUUUGGAUGAGACCAACAAUUCAUUAUUUUCUAUAUAUAAAAAUUCUUUUGAAUUUUCUCCCCAUAUUUUAAAUGAAUAUAUACACAAGUAUAAAAUCGAUUCGAAUGUCAUUAUAGAGAUUCUUAGAAAAAUUAAUACCUUACGAAUUAAAGGAAUUGGUGGAAUAUCAAAUUUUUUAACUGUUAAAUGUAUACAUCUUUAUUUUGCAUCUCAUUUGUCUUAUCCAAAUACAAUUGGCUAUAUUUUGGAAGAGCUUUUCAAGUCAUGA
This is a messenger RNA of Plasmodium gonderi, 3387 nucleotides long. RefSeq lists its product as hypothetical. The coding region runs from base 1 to 3387 and encodes 1128 amino acids. Lineage: Eukaryota; Apicomplexa; Aconoidasida; Haemosporida; Plasmodiidae. The transcript has a single exon. The record is from RefSeq and is a predicted model, not a curated record.